AUGUCUCUCCGCGUCGACGAAUUCACAGCCAAGCGGCUUGUGUACGAAACCUCACUACCGUUUGAUACAGUAGCAGCGCGCUUGGACGAGCAGCUGAGCUUGGACAAGUCGGGUCCAAACAUGAUCGCACUGCUCAGAGGCGCCAAGACUCGAGAAGAUCUCGAGCAGGGUAUGACGAAUAUGACCAAUGGGAAGGAUUUCGCGACCUUCAUCCGCGCAUCCUUCCACGGCUGGCGCAAUGCGUAUUACGGCACAACGGAUGCGCCAAAGACGUUCCAGUACAUCUUCGGGAACCCGCUUGUCGCGGAAACGAUGGCGAAGCACGACAUCUUCACCGCGCUGAACGUCCCCCUCCGGCUACUGGUGACCGAGAAGGCGGAUCGGAGCGGGACACAGCUUGUGUAUUUGCAACCUUCGACGAUUGUCGCGGUUCCAGUCGACGGCGAGGUCAACGAAGACCUGAAGGCCGCUGCGGAAGCUCUCGAUGCGAAGGUGGAGAAGCUGAUCCGGACACUCAUGCUGAGGAUUACAGGAGACACCGUCCGACCUGAUGGGCCCACGAUAGGUGCAGUUAAGGACUUCAUUCUCUUCCCCCACGUUCUCUGCUGGUCUACAUCUACAGAAAUGGAGCAGGAUACAAGCACGAGCGUGUCUACCAUUCGUGGUCUCCCUCGUCUGGAUACUUUCGUGCUCGCUACCUCAGGCGCAAUCGCAGGAGAGGAGGACUGGGCCCGCCCGCCUUCGCCGCACAGCGGGUUGCCAUCACCAAGUGAUUCCGUGUCUUCUUUUCCCUCAGUGUCCUCGUCGUUUCUGUUUUCCUCUGGCCCCGGUAGUCCCCCGCAUUCACAUCCGGAGUCGCGCUCUGACGCUGGGUACGAUCACGACUUGCACGAUUCAACUAGCGGACUCGUAAUACCCUCUUUGACGCUACCUGCGCCCGCACCCCGACCGACGCCAUACGGCCAGACACUUGGGGACUUACGCCUGCUUAUUCUUGCGCCCCGGCGUGCGGCUUCGUCCACCGCGGCGCUCGUAGCAUCUCUGAUCGAAGACAACGAUGAUAUUGUUGAGCAAGGCUCCUGGGAGGAGCUGCUCGCAGACACAGGCAGCGCGGAGCGGGCGUCCGUGCUACGCGCCUCGACGGCCUGGGUCGAGCAACGGGACGCGCACGGGCUUGAAUGCACCGAGCCUGCGCGCAACGUGGAAAUCGUGGAGCUUUCUGGAUAUGACUCAUCAGACGAUGUGCAGAUGAUUGUAGACCGCACGCUACCGAUCGUGCAUGCGCCGUUUUAUCAAGUGCUGGAGGCUCUCAACCCAGAGUAUGCACCGAGCGCAGUGCUCGCGAACCUUCUUUCAUCCUCGUCGUCGCCAUUGUAUACGGCAAUGAUUCUUCUAUUGACGUCAUCCCCCAACGCGACCGAGAAGGCGCUCCUGGACGCUCUGAGCCCUCAUAUCCCGCUGAUUGUCAUUCCGCCUCUUCCCGGGCAGCCAGCUUACCCGUCAUAUACCUACAAAUACACAUCAUACCCCUUCUCCGGCCGAUCGUCCGCCAAUGACUCGCCUGUAUACCCUGCCGGCCCAAGCUCACCAAUCCUUGCUGCCCCCCUUUCCGCGUUCCGCCCCUCGUCUCCUGAAGUCCUGCGUGGGGGCCUGUUCCGCACGCCCGAGACGAUCGCGCAUCUGCGUGCCGAGGGAUCCGCGCGAUUCCUACGCUGGCGCGAGGUCGAGCGCGCCGUGGCGCGGAUCAGCGCGAGCAGUGGUGGUACUAUCAGGGCAUCUGGUCCGAAAGCGAGCGCGAACAAGGGUAAGAAUACCUGGGACAAGGCGCAAUGGGAAGCACAAUGGGAGGGCACAUUAUCGCAGGACAUCGCUGCGGGCCUGCAAAGGCGGAAGCGCGCGGACAUCGCGGUACCCCCCACGCAACCGAGAUUCAACCGCGAAUUUUACGAGAGCCGGCCAGCUGCCUUCACGGAUUCGCAAGUUGACCGGAAAUAUCGCCCCUGCGUGCCUCCUGCGUUCGAUCCACUACACGUCGGAUCUCUCGUGGCGUUCUCGCUAUCCCUGCUCGGCCCGCUCCGCGCGCGAAUUGCACACUCGCUCGGCGUGGGUAUGGCUCCGUAUAUGGGGUGCGCGAAUGUGGAGAAGGAGGAGGCACAAGUGAAGACAGGCGCAGGGCUCGGUUUUGGGCUCGGUCUGGCGCUUGAACUUGAACAAGUUAAGCAACUCUCUAUUAUGGACCACGACAUCGCAGUGCAUCUGUCAGCGCAGAAGCGAGCAAUUCAAUCCGAGGCGAAGUCAAUCACGAGAGGUCGCCGUUCAGCUGAGUCCAUCCUGCAAGCAGUGCACCCCGUAGCAUCCGCGCGACAUGCAGAGAAAGGCCAGCACGGAGCGGCGUCAAAGGGGCACACAGACCCGCCCCACCGCACGACGCAGCUCAUCGACGGCGUGCUUUCUAUGCCUGAGGAGUCUGUCUCGGAGGCACAGUAUCAUGGCGUGCUGGAGAAUCUGGCGGUGGAUGAGCUACCGCCACCAAUAGACCGAGACACCAAAAUUAGUGGAAAAAUCGCUUCUCCUGAUACAUGA
This is a messenger RNA of Postia placenta MAD-698-R-SB12, 2583 nucleotides long. RefSeq lists its product as hypothetical. Lineage: Eukaryota; Fungi; Basidiomycota; Agaricomycetes; Polyporales; Adustoporiaceae. The record is from RefSeq and is a predicted model, not a curated record. The coding region runs from base 1 to 2583 and encodes 860 amino acids. The transcript has 12 exons.